AUGUCUUCACCUGUUGAAUUUAAUUAUUCCCCUCCAAAACAAAGAGAAGAUGGCCAUGUUUACCACAUGCCAAACUUCACAGACAAAUCAUGGCUGGCAAGAGCUAGAAAUUCAGAAGUUCCGGACCUGAUACAUGAUGCUAUUGGGUAUCUGACAGCAGAAGAGGAUCGAUCAAUCCAGAUGAAUCGAAUUCGACCGAACCAAAAAGUCUUCGUCAACGAGAAUGAGAAUGAGUCUUUGACAGCUCAGCAGGUUGACUCGAAGACGAUCCAAGAGGAACUACCUAGCUUCGUCAUGGAAGGUAUCUUGAAGCUGCGAAAGAUGCUUCUCCGUCGAGGAGAAGGCAAAGACUCUGAGAAGAAUAGGUUCGAACAGAUUCUUCGAUCUGGAAAGGGAGGAAAGAGUCGGACUUACACCGUGGGAUGGUCUAUUCCACCCAAUGCAGAUAGUGGCGGAGUUGCAACCGCAACGAAAGGCCACUACAAGCAUUGCGAUGAACUUGCAGAAGCUACGCAAUUGAUCGCCAAGGUUUCGCAGGCGAUUAUCCGAUACGUCACUCCUGCGGAGGAACUCAGAGUACUUGAGCUACAAUCGGAAAUCGAUGUAGCGUACACGUUUGGCAACGAGGAGAAUAGAAACUUCUCGACCAUACAAGUCAACUACUCCAAUGUGAACACAGUCUCUCUGUCCAUCGAGAUGGGCAAGUCUGGGUCAUUACACAUCGACGCGAAGGAUGAUCCAGCGCGAAUGUCGGUGCUUCUGAACUUGUCUAAUCUUGUUGAAGGAUGCUGGCCCGGGACCUUUACCAUAAUGUCACUUCGUGACUACUGGGUAUUCGCACCGUGCGAUGCCCUAGUCUUCCGAGCAAGACAUCCGCAUUUCGGCAUUCCACCAAGGAUGAUGGGAGACUCGGCAAGGGAACCAUACGUUGCACCGAUUCCGGAUCUGGUGUGGAUGGACCCAGACUUAUACAAUUACUCGAGACUCGUCCUCGUCGCCUACCCACAGAAGUACUUGAUGAAUCGUGCACCGACGUUGAAGAGGUACAAAAUGCCCGAUCAUUAUCAGCAAGAUAAUCCAUUGGCUAUCACCUUUCCUCAUGGGGAAGCCUUCGCGCUUACGGCUUGGGGAACACUCAGACACCAGCAUGAAAAGAUCGCAAUGCAAGACGCUUGGAAUCUUGCUCACCGUCACAACAGUGGAUCGUUGGCUUUAUUACCAUCCGCUAAAUCUAUUGCAAAGCGGGAAGCAUGGAAAGACAAAGAUGGGAAUAUCGUUCUACCUCGCGUAUCAAGAAUACAAACGGUUUUGGACGGAAACUCCGCACAGUCUCGAGACUCUGAUCAAGCGAAAGCAUUCGCUAGACUUAGGGAGAUUGCAAAAGCGUCACUCUCCCAAGACUACUUCGAGCACCGGUCGACACACACAGAUGCUCAAUAUGUCAGUGUGUUGGGUUCUUCGCUCAUCAAGCCACCAGAAGUUGCACCUGAGAAGAAACUCACAAAAGCAGCCACUCAUGCGACGUUUGGGGAGAAGCCAUAUCAGUGUCCGCUUUGUGAGAAAAGAGUUCCAGAUCCCUUCUCUUUGAAAGCUCACUUCAAGAGUUCCCACAAGAACGACCGCAUCGAAGUUUUGGAAGAUGUCUUGCCGACGAAAGAUCCAACCCAUCUCAAAUAUCUACAACGGGCGGGGGUUUCAAGUGUGGCAGAGAGCUCCAAGAAGGGUGGGAAGCGUCGGAGAGUGUCUGGAUCGGCGAGUGAUGAGCCGCCAGCACAGAAGAUCAAGGGCGAGGAUCUGGAGGAAGCCAUUGCGAUUUUUGACGACGAGGAGAUUUAG
This is a messenger RNA of Botrytis porri, 1836 nucleotides long. RefSeq lists its product as uncharacterized. The transcript has 2 exons. The coding region runs from base 1 to 1836 and encodes 611 amino acids. NCBI's taxonomy places the organism in Eukaryota, Fungi, Ascomycota, Leotiomycetes, Helotiales, Sclerotiniaceae. The record is from RefSeq and is a predicted model, not a curated record.